Messenger RNA from Vanderwaltozyma polyspora DSM 70294, 1422 nucleotides. It is a transcript of the gene ZRT3, whose product is annotated as Zn(2+) transporter ZRT3. Bases 1 to 1422 code for a protein of 473 amino acids. Gene Ontology annotation, molecular function: zinc ion transmembrane transporter activity. Gene Ontology annotation, cellular component: membrane. Gene Ontology annotation, biological process: zinc ion transmembrane transport. The record is from RefSeq and is a predicted model, not a curated record. Lineage: Eukaryota; Fungi; Ascomycota; Saccharomycetes; Saccharomycetales; Saccharomycetaceae. The transcript has a single exon.
AUGAUGGACAUUCCUAGAUGGCUUUCGUUUUCUUUGAUUAAUUCAGGGUUGUGUAUUUUAGGUGGGUUAUGUGUUCCUCUUCUUUCAAUGACCUUGAGGACAAAACAGAAUACUAAUACAAAAUUGGUUAAUUAUGGGUUGUCUCUGAGUGCAGGUUCCAUGAUUACAACUGCUCUUUACAAGAUGCUACCGCAUAUGGACGAUAAAAAUAGUGUUGAAGUUUUCGUUGGCCUCCUCUUUGGGAUUCUUACUAGUUUAUCUAUUAACUAUAUAGUUCAUGCAUUCGCUAGUGAAUCUUUAUUACAUUGUGCUCAUUCUCAUGAUACAGAACAUCAUGAUGACCACAGUGACCAUGAGCAUACAGAGGUAUCUUAUACUGGCAAUGAUAAUGAUCAAAGUUCUGACUCAUUGGUAAACGAUGAGGUUAGACCGCUUCUUUCGAAAAGGAAUACUCAGAAGUCUACCUUAAUAGAUCUGAUCACCAAUACAGAGUCUUCGAAUAUGGGUAGUUGUGAUUUGGGGUCCUGUGUGCCCAUGGCAAAGAGCAAGAGCUUCUCCUGUGUCCCCGAGCCUGUUCAAUCAUCUGCUAUCACUAGAUCUGGUUCAUGCUGUUCGAGGCCUACCACUGAGAAUGCCACUACUAAUUCUACUAUAGGAAAAGGCCAUGGUCAUGGUGUAUCUUGUUUAGAAAAUGAUGUCGGUUAUGAUUUGGAAAACCUAUCUAUUUAUCGUGAACAUUUCCUGUCUGGACGUAAAUCAAAUGCCGAUUUAGAACAACAUCCUCAUAUACACAAUGACACAAUUCAUAAUUCCGCAAGUUAUCAUUCCGAUCAUCAGUUUAACGACCAUGUCAGUCGUGAUCAUCAUCAUCAUCUAGAAACACCAUUUUCAAAACUAUUAUCCAUCGGUUUACAGACGGUCUUGGUAUUGACGUUGCACAAGUUCCCAGAAGGUUUCAUCAUAUAUUACACCAACAGAGGAGAUAAAAGCUCGUCACUAGGUCUUUCAAUUUUUAUAAGUUUAGCUAUUCACAAUUUUGUUGAAGGGUUCGCAAUGACUUUGCCAUUCUAUGCAGCUUUACAAUCUAAAACCAUUCCGAUUUUAAUAACAACCGUAUUAGGUGGGGGGUCCCAACCAUUAGGUGCUCUGAUAGGGUAUUGGAUCUUCAGAAACAAGGAUAAAGAUAGCAAUGACCCUGAAUCAGAUUUGAGAAUGCAAUUUUUCUUAAGUUUAACAGCUGGUUUCCUACUGGUAAUCGGAUUACAAAUGUUUCAAACAGGUAUUGGUUUCAGUGAUGGUCAUCACCAUCAUGAUGGUGAACAAGAUGAAGAAGUCAAAGAAAACCAUAGUUUAGGUACCACCUGUCUGAAGUGGUGUUGCAUUGGUGUGGUAUUAAUUUUGGCAAGUGGUUUAUUUGUCUAA